GUAAGGGCGGAUGACUGUGUGGCGUCGCCGUUUGAAGCUCUACUCGGAGCGGGUGGAUUUUUUCGGGAGGGAAACUUUACAAGGUUUAAGGGGAUUCGAGCACCAUUAAUUCGUUUCGUUUAAUUAGCAGAGCCAGUGCUGCCACACUGAGAGAGGAGUCAAAAAAUGUCAGGCAUUGCAUUGAGCAGGCUUGCACAGGAGCGCAAGGCAUGGCGGAAGGACCAUCCUUUUGGAUUUGUAGCUGUACCAACAAAAAAUCCAGAUGGAACCAUGAAUCUCAUGAACUGGGAAUGUGCUAUUCCUGGGAAAAAAGGGACUCCAUGGGAAGGAGGUUUGUUCAAACUGCGGAUGUUGUUCAAGGACGAUUAUCCUUCAUCACCUCCAAAAUGUAAAUUUGAGCCUCCGCUCUUCCAUCCAAACGUGUAUCCAUCGGGGACAGUAUGCCUAUCUAUUCUAGAGGAGGACAAGGACUGGAGACCAGCCAUCACAAUAAAGCAGAUCUUAUUAGGUAUCCAGGAACUCCUAAACGAGCCAAAUAUCCAGGACCCAGCCCAAGCAGAGGCUUACACAAUCUACUGCCAAAACAGAGUAGAAUACGAAAAAAGAGUCCGAGCACAGGCCAAAAAGUACUCCCCGUCGUAAGAGGCGAAGACCGGCCCCGCUGCGCCCGAAGGAAUGGGUUUAACGAGAAUCACCUCCCCGCUCGGUCUCUCAAUGAAUGUGCUCCUCUCACAUCGGGACUCGCUUAAAGACUUCUAUUUAAACUCCACACAUUCUGUGCCAUCCGUUCUCCCUUCACCUAUCCAUUUUUGUUCUUAAUUUGUCGGUUGGCGCGUGGCGCUGGGAGGGGACCUCAGCACCCCACUCGUUUCUUUUUAAACAUUGUCUUAUGUGGUGCGAGGGACACAGCUUCAGUUUUUCCAUCAACUCCAUGCGAGCUGUCAUCGAUAUUCAUGGAAGUAAAUUGUCUUGUUUAAUUUUGCUCUUUUACAGGGUCUCUUCCUUUUUGUUUCCCUCCUUUUUUCCCUUAAAUUUAAUGUAAAAAUGGCUUAUUUCAUUGUCAGUAUUUGAACUGCUGUAUAAUGAAUGGCACUUUUAUACUGUUGUAUCCCACUAGUGUCUCUAGAUGGUCCAGUCUAAUUUACUUUCCCAGGUUUUUCUAUUCAGCAUGCUGUAAUAUACGAUAGAAUCUGCUGCCUUGGCUGUCUUUUUGUUAUUCAGAGUGUUUGCUAUGAAAUAAACAAAAAUGGCCACAGUAACUGAGGCAGGUAGGCUUUCUUCUGUACUUUAAGGUUAUAUGGUGCUUUGUUCAUGUAUGUGUUGGCUUAAUAAAACUUUCUACAAAA
Molecule: messenger RNA, 1346 nt
Organism: Girardinichthys multiradiatus
Lineage: Eukaryota; Metazoa; Chordata; Actinopteri; Cyprinodontiformes; Goodeidae
Gene: ube2ib
Product: ubiquitin-conjugating enzyme E2Ib
Exons: 7
Coding region: 166-642 (158 amino acids)
Biological process (GO): protein sumoylation
Cellular component (GO): nucleus
Molecular function (GO): SUMO conjugating enzyme activity
Source: RefSeq, a predicted model, not a curated record